This is a messenger RNA of Ectocarpus siliculosus, 3023 nucleotides long. The record is from the annotation of a GenBank genome assembly. Lineage: Eukaryota; Phaeophyceae; Ectocarpales; Ectocarpaceae.
UGCACAGCUAGCUACAGCUACCUUUUGAGACCAAUCCCUCCCGACCACCUACACCAAUCCACCCCCAGCCGUAGCCAUGGAGGGCGGCCUCUACACUGAGCGCAUCCUUGCCCCCGAGACCACCGACCAUUUUCUGUGGAUCGUCAUCGUUGGCGCAUUUGGCGCAUUUUUCGCGGCCUUCGGCAUCGGGGCCAACGAUGUCGCCAACGCGUUCGCCACCUCCGUGGGCGCCAAGGCCCUGACCAUCAAGCAGGCCGUCGUCCUGGCUGGCAUCUUCGAGUUCCUCGGCGCUGUGUUCCUGGGCUCGCACGUGACUAAGACCAUCCGCUCCGGCAUCGCGGACACAGAGUGCUUCGAGGACAACCCGGGGAUCCUCAUGUACGGCAACAUGUGCGUCGUGUACACGACCGGGUUCUGGCUCCUGCUGGCCUCCUUCUUCGAGCUGCCCGUGUCCACCACCCACUCCACCAUCGGAGGCAUCGUCGGGAUGGCCAUAACCUACCGCGGCCCCGACUGCGUGGUCUGGUACGAGAAGGCCGACCUCUUCCCCUACCUCAAGGGAAUCUCCGCCAUCGUGGCCUCGUGGGUUCUAUCCCCGGUCCUCUCCGCUGUGAUCGCCGUAGCGCUGUUCCUGUUCAUGAGGACCUUCGUGCUCCGCUCACCCGACUCCCACAAGAGGGCUAUCGUCGUCUUCCCCUUCCUCGUGACCGCCACCAUCGCCGUCAACGUUUUCUUCAUCGUGUACAAGGGCGCCAAGGGUCUUGGCCUGGACGACACUACCAUCCCCGUCGCGUUCGCCUGGGCCUUGGGCCUGGGGGGGGGGGUCGGCCUGGCCAUGAUCCCCACGGUGCUCCCCUACAUGCGGCGGAACAUCGCUGCCAAGUUCAACGAGGACGGCACCCUCAAGCCAGUUGCAGCGGUGGAGGAGAAGGAGAAGCAGAGCGGCGUGGUCGGGUUCGUGAUAAACCAGUUAAACAAGGACGUCCACUCGAGCGUCAAGGAGUCGGAGUACGUGAGCCAGAUCCACGACAACGCCGAACAGUUCGACCCCCGCGCGGAGGAGGCCUUCAAGUACGUGCAGGUGUUUACGGCCAUCUGCGACUCCUUCUCUCACGGAGCGAAUGACGUGGCCAACGCCAUGGGACCCUUCGCGUCUAUCUACAUCGUCUACACCACCGGCGUGGUCAGCUCGGAAGGCGACCUCGGGGACAACGCCUUCUGGAUCCUUGCUCUCGGUGGUUUCGGUAUCGUUACCGGGCUCGCCAUCUACGGGUACAAGAUCAUCGCCGCCAUCGGCGUUAAGAUCGCCAAGAUCACCCCGUCCCGUGGUUUCGCGAUCGAGCUCGGUUCCGCCAUGAUGAUCAUCAUCGGCACCCGGCUCGAGAUUCCCCUCUCCACCACCCACUGCCAGGUCGGGGCCACCACCGGUGUCGCCCUCCUCGAGGGAACCGGAGGCGUCAACGGCACGGUGCUCGGGAAGGCCGUGUUCGGCUGGAUCAUCACCAUCAUCGUGUGCGCCCUCACGUGCUCCGUGAUCUUCGCGCAGGGGGCCUACGCGCCCUACGUGUACGACACCAUCGACCUGCCAACCUCCACUUCGUCCUCGUAAAAAGGAAAACAAAACGCAUAUACUGGUAUAUGACAUAUGCAUACAUCAGUCAGAUACAAAAGAUGACCACCUGACUCUUGUUGAGCCUGAUACCCACAGGAGGGGAGGAGAUGCGAUGGCUGGCUGUGUGCUGCUCGGGGAACCGAAAAAUUACAUUUGGCCACUUUUUCUAGGGAAUAUAUACUUUUACCUCUUUUGCGCGUGUUUGUCGCGCCUGCCCCUGCCUGCCGUUGAUGCAGUAUAAUAAUAGUAUACCGUAUACGACACAAGACAAGAUAACACACCCCCUGGACCGAUUUUCAAAGCUCGAUUACUGCACGAUGAAGAGGAUGCUUAAACGAAUCGACACGAUGAUAUCGGAAAGCUCUCGACGAGACAGCUUCAACGCCGCCAUUUUCGGCGGUGCCAGUCAAAGUGUCGUGGAGAAAUCGAGCUUUGAAAACAGCUUCAGGGCGGGGUGUGAUAUCUUGUGUCACCUGCGGUAGUCGUAGCCUUGGGAGGGUUUUUGCAUGAAGUAAACAUGUUGGAUAAAGCAUGCAAUCGGGGGAGUUGGGUUAGGAGCAGGAGCAGGCAGGGUCGGCGUACUUCCACCCUCUCCCUGUUUUAUAAUCUUCAAUAAACUUGGUUUCUCACGAAAGCGGCCAGGAAGUAGCCUUAUUCGCAUUUUCUACUAAUUAUUACGCAAGCAAGCAAGCAUGCAUGCAUGCAUGUUGUUGGAUAAAAAGGAUGAAGGAAGUUGGUUGAUCAAAGCUGUUCCUUAAACUCGUUUUCGGGGCGAAAAGAGCGAAAAGAGAAAGUAUUUUUUUUCGUGCUUAGAAAUUCCGAGACAUCCGAUCAAUGAGAGUCAUACCCAUCCGUGGUUCCAUGAUUUGUUUCUAUUUUGGAAUCCAUCCGGUUUAAUCGCGUUUGUUUGUUUGUUUUAACUCAAGUUAGUUGAAUAAUCUGUCGCCGUACGGAAGAUCAUGAAAAAGCAUGUACUGGAUUGGGUGAGGCUUCCUUCGGACUACUAGUACUUACUACUCUGUUGAACUUUUUCGUUGCAAAUUCAAAUAUCCGUUGGCAUAUAUGUUUACUUUUUUUUGUGUUUUGUUUGUUGUUGGUUGGUUGUUUUUUGCAAGGGUUCAUUUACUCGGUAACGGUUUUUAUUUUUUAGGCGGACACGUUUUCGGCGGUAAUACCAUUUGGCGUUAAUUGUUUUGGAGGACGGCGGUAAUGAGUUUCUAGGCGGUAACGACUUUGGCCGAGGUGGUAAAACUACAAAAAGGCGGAAAUAUUUUGGCGGUAACCCCAUAUGGCGGUUUUUUUUUUCGCGGACGGCGGUACGUAAUAAUGGGUUUUUCGGCGGUAACGACUUCAGCCGAGGCGGUAAAACCAAAAACAGGGGGUAAUUUUUCGGCGGUAAAGCCAUACGGCG